CAUGACGUUUUCCAUGGCUGGAUUUCUAUUCCCUUCUGCUCCAUCUUCUCGACAGUAAUUAUAGGGAACCUUAUCAUCCUCCGUGUCAUUCUCACUGAUGCUACCCUCCAUGAGCACAUGUACUAUUUCUUGGCUAUGCUGGCCCUCACAGACUUGGGCCUUUGCCUUUCCACACUGCCCACAGUCCUAGGCAUCUUUUGGUUUGAUGCACAAGAGAUUGGCAUCCCUGCCUGCUACACUCAGCUCUUCUUCAUCCAUACCUUGUCUCUACUGGAAUCUUCAGUUCUGUCCAUGUCCAUUGACCACUAUGUGGCCAUCUGCAAUCUGCUGCAUUACUCUACCAUCCUGACACCUGCAUGCCUUGUGAAGACGGGACAGCUUAGAAGUGCCCUCCUCAUCCUCCCCCUGCCAUUCCUCCUUAAACACUUUCAGUACUGCCGCUCCCAUGUGCUGGCCCUUGCCUACUGUCUGCACCUGGAGAUCAUGAAGCUGGCCUGCUCUAGCAUCAUUGUCAACCACAUCUAUGGGCUCUUUGUAGUAACCUGCACUGUGGGUAUGGACUCCCUCCUCAUCUUCCUCUCCUAUGUCCUUAUCCUAUGCACUGUACUGAGCAUUGCCUCCCUCCAGGAGCGACUUCUGGCCUUCAAUAACUGUGUUUCCCACAUCUGUGCUGUGCUACUCUUCUACAUCCCCAUGAUUGGCUUGUCUCUUGUGCACUGCUUUGGUGAACAUCUGCCCCGCAUUGUACACCUCCUCAUGUCUUACGUGUGUCUUCUGGUACCACCCCUCAUGAACCCCAUCGUCUACAGCAUCAAGACCAAGCAGAUCCGACAAUGCAUUGUUAAAAAGUUUGAACUUGUAAAGACACUUAGGGGUUUUCAGCAGAAGUAGGUUAGGAUAAAGAGUGCAUGUUUGGUCAUAAAGCCCUUAGAAUUUUAGUUUCAGCUACGCUAUAGCAAAAACAACUAACUCCAUUAUCAACAAAAAAGGAAUUACCUGUGUGAUAUACUGAC
Messenger RNA from Trichechus manatus latirostris (Florida manatee), 1013 nucleotides. Its product is annotated as olfactory receptor 51G1. Gene Ontology annotation, biological process: G protein-coupled receptor signaling pathway. Lineage: Eukaryota; Metazoa; Chordata; Mammalia; Sirenia; Trichechidae. The record is from RefSeq and is a predicted model, not a curated record. Gene Ontology annotation, cellular component: plasma membrane. Gene Ontology annotation, molecular function: olfactory receptor activity; G protein-coupled receptor activity.